GGAGCAGUCAACGACUCUCACCGAGCGCGUCCGUUCGCACUUACGCUCCUUUUGGAGCUUAAAAAUUAGCUCAAAGCAAAAAUUUGCUAAUUCAUAACUAAUUAAUUUUCACAAUUAAUUACCCGUCGCACAAGUGUUCAGUUUAUCCAUCAACAUUAACAAGUUAAAGUGAUCAUAAAAAAUUUUGGAGCAACUAGUCAUCACCAGCAACAGCUUCGCAUCAAGAAUUAAUAACCUGUUAAACAAUUUAUAAUUAAUCACGUGAAACGACGAUAGUAUUGUAGUUGUAACUUAUUUAUUAAACAAUUUAAUCAUCGAACGAUCCGACAUUCCAACGAUCUGCGAAUCAUCAGGAGUCUCAACGAAUAGAAUCAUCGAACCGGAGAAAGAAACUUCGAGACUGACUAAUUAAGUUAUUGAUAUCAAUCGACACUAUUUAUCGGAUCCUCCGGGCUGUGUUAUUCGAUCCUCGAAGACGGAAUUUUCGUGUAAUUAGAAUUACGUCAGAUAUUUCGGAGCAAUUGCCAGUGACAUUUGUUGCGUCAGGUCUGGAUUAUAGUACAAAAGGACUCAGGGACUAACUGUACGAUUAAAUAACUGUGAUAAUUACUGCCUUUUAUACCAGGCUAGCCAGCUGGGCCAUUCUUGAAGUGUGACUAGCGAAAAAUCGCAGGCCAUACUACAUCCUCGAAGGUGACAGCUACUGGGAGUGUAGUUACGUCUGGAUUAACCCUUUGACAGAUCGUUAAUAUCAGCUGGUCACACAUGGCAGGAAUGGACACAUCAGGCUCGCCUGUACCGGAUGCAAUCCACUCCCUCCUUGAACAGCUACAAGAGGCACUGGUCCUCGAGCUGAAGUAUCAGCCGAAUCUCCAAUUGCCCGUUACAACUCAAAACGAUGAGAUAACUAUCGGUGCGAGAGAUGGUUCGGCCCAUGUUCUUCGUUGCCUCAAGGUCUGGUAUGACCUGCCCUCAGAUGUUCUAUUCAUCGCAAUAAAUCUGAUGGAUCGUUUCUUAACUAAAAUGAAAGCGAGACCAAAACACAUGGCCUGCAUCAGUGUAUCAUCAUUUCACAUAGCUGCCGUCCAAAUGGCCCAGUCACUAGAUGCCGAUCACCUUGUAUCAAUCUCACAGUGUAAAUGCACUGGUGGCGAUCUUAAACGCAUGUCCGAUCUGAUAAGGGCCAAACUCGAGUGGGCACCUGGUACUACACCCAUCACUGCUCUCACAUUUCUUCGUCUUUUUCAUGUUAUGUUUCAAGCUGCUGCAUCGCAGAUGGGUCUCGGUGAACUUUACGCCAGUCUUGUCACGGAGUCAGAAUUGCUGUUGAGGCUGGAGAUGGUUGCAUGCGAUGGUAAUUGUGCCAGUACGAGGCCCUCGGAAGUAGCACUGGUAUUAAUUUGCACAUAUUUGGACUCGGCUGUCAACCGUCUGGACGCUCAUGCAGAUGCAACACCUGUGACAGCUGUUCCGGGGCCUUCCUCCAUGGAUAUUGAACCCACACCAGCACAGCAGAUGCUCAGACUUGUGGAAUUCGCUGCGGAACUACAGAAGAUGUCCAAGAUCUCUGAUGAGAGUUUUUUCUCAACUCACGAACUUGUUGGGGCAAUACUGAGCAAAUAUAAUGCACAAGAGCAAACACCACACAGACAGAGACUCAUUUGGAGAUUGUCAUCACGAACUGCUAGAUUGCUACGACCAACAGACAAAUUUACGUCUGUCUUGCCAGUCAUUGCUGAACAUGCACCAGUUCCAUCACCGAGUCGAGUGAGAAAAAGUCGAAAAUUCGCAAGACGUCACAGCAAAAGGCGUUAAACACCUGGAGAUCUUCGAAUUACAUCAUAAGACAGCUUUCGACGUCAUAUCUUUGAGCAUUUUUGGAAAGGUGGAAGUAGUACGGAAACUUUUUGUACAUUUAAAUCGAAAAAUCAUUCAAGAAUAAUUAUUCUGGCAUAAGGAAAAAAACCAAAAAAGGAUUUUAGAAAAAAAAAACGUAAUUUAUUAAGGCAUUCUUGAUAAGUUUGCGCAUUUGAUAUCAUUUCGGUGACAUUCUAAAUUCAACGUUGAGGUUGCUAUGAAAGUGCCGAUGAGAGCUGUGAAGACAAAAUUAGCGAGAUGAAAAAAAAAUGUUGAAACAUUAAAAAAACUUUAAUGUGAUAACAAUAAUUAAGAACAGUGGUUACAAAUUGGAGAGAUACUUCCACUGUUGAAGAACUUGUGUAUAUUCUAUCUAGAUAUAUAUUAUGUCCUUAUUAACGGAUUAAUUGAUGGAAAAGUAAAGGAAAAAAAAAAUAUUAAAAGUACACAUAAAGCAAAAAAAGAAUUUAAAGUCUAGGUCGUACUAUAAUCUUUGAGGGAAAGAUUUAAUAAGAAGUGUAAGUGUUUGUAAAGUGACUAAUUUGUUGAACUUUAGCUUCAGAUGAAAAGUUUAAUGGGUUUAUCAAAUUAGUAUUUUUUGUCCAGACAUUUAGUUAAAAGCAAAGAUAAACGUGAAAAGAUGAAAAAAAAAAUGAUAAAAAAUUAAAAUCAAGAACUUUUUUUAGUAUGAGUGUGCGAAUUAUUGUAUUAAAUAUGUAAUGAGUGUUAGAAGUUGUCUUCGAAUGCGUGAAAAUAUGCCCUGAAUGUGUUCUCGAAUAAACAAUAAUGUAAUAUUAUCUCUUCAGAGUCAAUCAAUGGAUUAAAAUAAAUUUUUUAAAUUUAUGAAAAAUAAGAGACUGCAUAGAAUUUCACGUAUUUGAAGAUAUGGAAAUUUAUGAUAAACUCGUGUAUAUAAUAUCAGCGAUGAAACGCAAAUUUUCAUUUGUUUUUGAGGCAAUUAAAUCUUAAGGAUGUGAAAAACGAUUUGUGUGCGUGGAAGAAAACAUGAAGAGAACGAUAAUGAUGAUAAUGGCCACUGAUGUAUUUACACUGUUGCAAUUAUUGGCAAUAAUUUUUAUGUCUACCUGAGGCGAAAAAAUAAUUUAUUAUUUUUUCCCCAACUUCAUUCGUAAAUAAUUGUCUUUUGUCAUACUCUUCUUUUUUUUGUAUUUAUAUUUUUUCUAUUUAAUUUAUUUUCCAACACGUUAGGUUCAAAUUGCAAUAGUGUGAAUGUAGGGGAAUGAAUUAAAAAAAAAUGAAAGUAUUUCCGAGAAUAGAGCCAGUUUAAUGACCAAAUAAAUUUGAUGAAAAAGUCGAUUGAGUUAUUUUCCAAAACAACGGAAAAUCUUUUUCAUUCUCGUUUGCAAUCGUGAAUAAUUGAAUGAUUU
Messenger RNA from Diachasmimorpha longicaudata, 3245 nucleotides. It is a transcript of the gene CycG, whose product is annotated as cyclin G. Gene Ontology annotation, cellular component: cytoplasm; cyclin-dependent protein kinase holoenzyme complex; nucleus. Gene Ontology annotation, molecular function: cyclin-dependent protein serine/threonine kinase regulator activity. Gene Ontology annotation, biological process: mitotic cell cycle phase transition; regulation of cyclin-dependent protein serine/threonine kinase activity. The record is from RefSeq and is a predicted model, not a curated record. Lineage: Eukaryota; Metazoa; Arthropoda; Insecta; Hymenoptera; Braconidae. The transcript is spliced from 4 exons. Bases 766 to 1815 code for a protein of 349 amino acids.